CAACAGGAUGGCCGGCAUGGAUCAAAAAUACGACUCUGCGCUCCUCGGAAUCCUUCAAAAUGAGGGUCAAAUAUCGAAUUUUCUCGACACAAUCUUCGGUUUCUUGUACAGAAGAACUGAUUUCUAUGUCCUAAUGAAAGAGAAAGAGGGAAAGAUGGGCUUCCCACCCGGAGUAGCUGCAAACCUCGCCUUCUCCGCGUAUAAGAAGUAUGAGACAAUGGCUGCCAAAAAUGAAGAGGACAGGCAAGCGAGAGAGAAACGCAACGCCGAGGUGAAAUUUUCAGGUGCUGGUGAAACUCCCCCAGUUGCAAAAAUCGUGGAGCUCCCAGCAGAUGCAGACGCAGCUGUAGAAAGUGGCAGCCAAGACGCUGCCCCAGAACAAAAGGAUACUGUUAUGGAGGUUGUCCCUGCUGCGGAGGAUAGUGCCAAAGAACAAGCUGCUGAAGGAAGUGAUACGGUUAAAGCAAAGUCUGUGAAGAAUCCAGAGGAGGAGGAGGAGGAGGACAAUGAUCCAGAGUUUACAAAAAAACAGAAGGUCUAUCAAGCCAAUCCGGAAAGUUACAAUGGUGCAAUAAGAGACAAUUACUCGUGGUCGCAGAUGAUAACGGACUUGGACGUCCGACUGAGUGUGCCAAAGAAUAUAUUGAAAGGAAAGGAUGUGAGAGUGACGAUACAGAGAAAACAUUUAAAAGCGUCGUAUUGCGAUGGGACAGAAUGGAAGGACAUCAUUGAUGAGGACCUUAUGUGGGAUAUCAACAAGGAAGAGUCCAUGUGGACACUUGUACCUGGCGAGCACAUUCAUGUGAACCUUGAAAAAAUCCAAGAGAGAUGGUGGGAGGCACUUGUCGUCUCGGAGGAAAAGAUAAACGUGCGGAAAAUUGAUGCGAGUCGCCCCAUGACUGACCUCGAUGACGAGGCACAGGCCAAGAUACAUGAGAUGAUGUACAAUGAACAGCAGAAGAGGCUGGGAAAACCGCAAAGUCACGAAGCGAAGGUGCAUGGAAUGUUGCAGAAGGCCUGGGACGCGGAGGGUUCCCCCUUCAAGGGGCAGAAGUUUGAUCCGUCGAAAUUCAACGUGGCUCCUAGUGGUGGAACGUGAUGCCAUGAUUUGUGACCGACGCUGGCUAAGACUUGAUCUGUUUGCAAUAUACCAUAUGGGUGGGAAUAUCAGGUGUCAAAAGUAGGCCCAAUGGAGAAAAGUGAGAAAAAUAGGAAAGCAGAGGGUGCUCAUUAUGGUCAACUGCCGUCAGAAGUCCAAUUCAGGAGCGCUCUCCCUGCAAAAGCCCAUGGAAUGGCUGAACAAACCUACUGUGCAUUAAUAUUUACUCAAAACGUAUCGUUGGCACCCACGAGAAGUGUGGUAAGCUCUGAUUUUGAAGCAAAAACUGCCUGUGACCAAUAGAUUGAUAUCUUUGUUUACAAAAUGACGUCAUUUUGAUGUCAUUACCCUUGGCUGCGCGCGCAUACUCGUACAUGUAUAUUAAACAGAGGGGAUGACGUCACGUAACAAUAUCAACUUCCACAAUCGUUGUUGGUUUCGCUUGGAUACGAGGAGGUUUUUCUCCCCUGUCUCGUGACUUGCAUGACAUUUUAGAAUAAAACGUGAAUAGAGUUUUUCACAAUAACAGUCUAACAUCAUCGGUUAAGCAUUAUCAUGUAGUCGAGAGAAAUCUCAACAGGACGACGGUUUGUAGCAACUUUUCUUCAUGAAAACCAUGUUGAAGAGAUACGAGAGUGCGCGCGCAUGAUGUUUACAAAUUAGCCAUGACGUCAGCAGAUAUCCAUCUAUAGACCCAAGCUGUAGGAUAUCACAGUCGCUAUAUACUUCAAUUAUGGUAUGAUAUUGAGAUCGAUUUCUAUCUCCUGGCAAUGAAGACCAGUAAGACUGAGUUCCUAUAUUUGAAUUUCCUUUAUUAUUCUCCAAAUAUCUCGAUCACAUAUAUACAA
Lineus longissimus is the source of this 1947-nucleotide messenger RNA. RefSeq names its product nudC domain-containing protein 3-like. The record is from RefSeq and is a predicted model, not a curated record. The coding region runs from base 8 to 1099 and encodes 363 amino acids. Gene Ontology annotation, cellular component: cytoplasm. The transcript is spliced from 8 exons. Lineage: Eukaryota; Metazoa; Nemertea; Pilidiophora; Heteronemertea; Lineidae. Gene Ontology annotation, biological process: protein folding.